CUCAAGACUACUACUUAUCUUAUACCGACUGCACCCCGCGUCCUCCGUGUCUGUUUCGUCCCGACGAAAGCCUAAGAAGCGCGCACUCUUUUUCUUUGCAUAGCAAGUUGUCUAUACCCAAGCCCACACUCAUUUCGACUAUACUUUGCCGUGCGCACGCGCACAAGGCCCGCCCUUACACCACGGCGAGAUGUCUACGGACCCAUAUCAUGCUGUGCAGCAGGAGAUACAGACGUCCAUGCAAGCUGCAUCUACCCUUCGCGCUUCGUACCUGCGUAUACGGAGUACCGCGAGGGAAGACAGUGAAGAGCUUGUCUGGGCGAGGAAUGAGCUGAAGGCCACUCUCGCGGCCCUGGAAGCUGACCUCGAAGACUUGGAAGAGAGCGUGAGAGUGGUAGAACAGACCGGCGCGCGGAUGUUCGGUCUGGAUGAGUCGGAACUCAUGGAGAGGCAGAGAUACGUCGCUCAUAUUCGACGCGAGAUUGAGACCAUGAGAGCAGAAGUCGAGUCGGAUGCUUCGGGAAAGCGCUCAAGACCGCAUUCUCAGAUUGGCCUGCCUGCGCCCUCAUCUCGCGUCAGUAGCCGCGCAACGUCGCCUGCCCCUGGCGACGACCAGGCGGAAUGGGCGAGGCAAGAGCAGGAGAUGAUUAUGCACCAACAAGACCAGACACUGGACUCCAUUGGCGGCACGCUGUCGACCCUGGCAGAACAAGCGGGCCUCAUGGGCCGUGAGAUCCUGGAACACAAUGAGAUGCUCGACGACCUGGAGCAGGGCGUCGACCGCUCAGGUUCUAAAUUGGACUCCGCCAUGACGCGAAUGAAGCGAUUCAUACGGCAGACGGAAGAGACGAAGUCCGGCUGGUGCAUCAUUAUUCUGAUCAUCGUACUUAUGAUUCUCCUCCUGUUGGUGAUCCUUUUGUAGUUCUGGUUGGCGCCCUCGUCUUUCAUUUGUGUCUCACGGACUGGAGUACAUUAUACUUGCUUAUGAUGGAGGGAUGUUGUAUUAUUCACUUAAUCGAGAACAAAGUGUGACCAAUGAAGCUCGAAGGAGAGUGGUCGCCUUCGAUGUUCCCUGUCAUGGACUCCCUCUCCAUACUCGAAAUCAGCGCCACUGAGGCUUUCGCCUGGC
This is a messenger RNA of Rhodofomes roseus, 1129 nucleotides long. Its product is annotated as syntaxin 6, N-terminal-domain-containing protein. Bases 191 to 922 code for a protein of 243 amino acids. Lineage: Eukaryota; Fungi; Basidiomycota; Agaricomycetes; Polyporales; Fomitopsidaceae. Gene Ontology annotation, biological process: Golgi vesicle transport. The transcript has 7 exons. The record is from RefSeq and is a predicted model, not a curated record. Gene Ontology annotation, cellular component: membrane.